CCGCUCAGAAGCAGCCACUCUUGCUUGUGAGGAGCAUCUGUGAGGUUACUGCUCAUCCCCAGCUGUCGCCCUGGUGGUCCCCGGACACACACAGAGACCAUGGGAACCCUCGAGGGACACCUGCUCCCAGGGUCAUUCUUCCUCUUCUACUCACUCUACUACUCGGUGCUGACGUCCUUGGCCCUGCUACGGGGACAGAGAUUCCUCAGACCCCCUCUGCCCCCAAGGGAGAAGCGAGGGCACAGGUGGUGGCAGCUGUUCCCUGUGGAAGGAGUGGUGAAGAUAGUCAUCAGCCUGAUAGGCAUCUUCCCCGAGUUCUUCUACCCUCUCGGAGUAAGCCGGCUGAGGAUGGUGGACUGGGAGGACCCGCGGCGGCCGUUCGUGUUCAAGGACAACUGGCAGCACGUCACCAUGUACGGGUUCUUCCUGCUCAGCGGCGUGGUGGACAUCGUGAGCCAGGCGUGCCAGGCGCGGCAGAACGUGAAGCUGGAGCGGGCGGCCGAGGCCCUGGCCUUUUUUGUGCUGGUGCUGAUGAUGGGGUCCCACAUCGAGAACAAGGGCACGCUGGAGAUCCGCGUGCACGUCCUGUUCAUGGUGCCCACCUUCCUGGUCAGCCUGGUGCUCACCAUCGAGGUCUGGGUCCCUGACCAGCCCCAACUCUGGGUGCUCAAGACCUGGAUGGGUCUGGUGCUCAGCAACUGGAUGCUGCACUUCAGCGUGCUGCUGUACGUGCCUCCCUCCGGCCAGCCCUGGCGGGCGGAGAACCCCAUGGACCUCGCCUUCCUUACCAUCUUCUUCUGCUGGCACCUGGGCUUAGCAGCUGCUGUGCUAGCUGCUGUCUACGGCCUCUGCAGCCUCUGGCACCAUCACUUCUCCUCCUGGAGAGAGGCUUCAGGCGCCAAGUAUGAGCUGUGCCCCAUGGGUGAGGGCAGCCCAGAGCUUGAGAGGCUCACUGCAGGGGGCCCACUGCAGGACAGGGACGUCUAGACACACACUCUGUCUUUGUGCUGCACCUUUUGUAAUGAGAGUUUUGAGGAUGCCCACCGUGUGCACAGCACAGAAAUGUCCUGGGAUCUACAGUGUGGCUUUCCAUCACAGGAGACCCCUUCCUUGUUCCUAAAGGAAACUUCUAGUUCCUAGGAUUACUUGCAUCACUCUGUUCUCUGCAGGCCUGUCUCUUUCCUGUCUUGCUGUUCAGAAUGGUUCUUAACCAGGGACUUACAUGAAGUGAGAACAGGAGUAGUGCUUUUUCUCUGACAGCUUUUAAGAUCCAAGAGGAGGAAACGAAAUAAGGAAAUAGAGGGAGGUGGGGGGGUGGUCUCUGGGGACUGUCUGAGGCAGAGCGGCUGAGCAUGCGCUCCUGUGAGCCGGCAGGUGAAGAUUUGAAAUGUGUGUGUGUGGUUGGGGGGGGGGUCUGUUUUCUUCAUUUCUCCCUGUUUUUUAUCCUCACUAAGGGUAACAAGAUGAAAAGCUUGCUUUGUUGUUUUCUAAUCUAAACUGAAUGAGGUAACUUCCUGCAGGAGUAAGGGGUGGUAAUCAGUGUAACGGGGCUCAAGUCUGGGGAGAAAAGAGGCAUGGGAGGAAUUCCCAAAGGCGGUGUAAGAAACAAGGAUCAUAUUUGUAACCUUUUAAGUUGUCUGGGUUUUGCUGUGGCAUAAAACAACUCCAUUGUUAUGUAGAGUCUUUCAGUAAAAGUCUGUGAUACAC
Vicugna pacos (alpaca) is the source of this 1707-nucleotide messenger RNA. Its product is annotated as transmembrane epididymal protein 1A-like. The record is from RefSeq and is a predicted model, not a curated record. Lineage: Eukaryota; Metazoa; Chordata; Mammalia; Artiodactyla; Camelidae.